This is a messenger RNA of Gekko japonicus, 4587 nucleotides long. RefSeq lists its product as uncharacterized. Bases 49 to 4587 code for a protein of 1512 amino acids. The record is from RefSeq and is a predicted model, not a curated record. NCBI's taxonomy places the organism in Eukaryota, Metazoa, Chordata, Lepidosauria, Squamata, Gekkonidae. The transcript has 4 exons.
AAGCAUGACAGUGCUGUGACUAACAGCCACUGACAAGACUUGCCAACCAUGAACUCAUUUACAGGAAUCAGGAAGAAAUGGGAGGCAGCGGAGUCACACAAGAAGCCUGCAAACACAGGGCAAGAAGAUGGUCAGUCUGCAUCAAGAAUAAACAUUCAGAGAAGUUCAGCAAGCCCAAUAGCAAAGCAUCGGCGAGUGGGCCGGGUAAUCUGUGGAGUUUGUGGAAAGAGAUUUGUCAGGACUUGUGAACUGUUCACACAUCAGCGUACCCAUACAGGUGAGAGGCCGUACCAGUGUUCAGACUGUGGGCGUUGCUUUUCCGUCCAAUCCACACUGGUCAGCCACCAAAGUAUCCAUACUGGGGAGAAGCCUCACAAAUGCCAGGAGUGUGGCAAAAACUUCCGACUUAAGAGCAAUCUGACCCGCCACCAGCGCGUCCACGAUGGUGUGAGACCAUACCAAUGUGAGUACUGCGGGGCCAGCUACAGCACUAAAGCGCACCUGGUCUGGCACCUCAACAGCCACACAGGAGAGAAACCGUACAAAUGUACAGAGUGCUCGAAACGUUUUGGAGAAAUCUCCUCUCUGGUAGAGCAUCUUCUCUCCCACCAAGGUGAUAGUGGUGGUGGGAAAAUCGGAACUAUCACCACUAGUUGUUCAGGUAGCAGGAACCCUCACCACUGUAACGACUGUGGAAAGAACUUCUGUCGGAGUACCACAUUAGCAGAGCACCGUCGCAUUCACACUGGUGAGCAUCCCUUCACUUGCGGAGAGUGUGGGGAGCGUUUCAUGCGUCGAGCUCUCUACAGUGAACACAUCCGCAUGCAUUCUGAAGAGGGCCCACCCAACCUAUGUGUAGCUUGUGGGAAAUCCUUCACGAAGCGCUAUUCUCUUCUUCAGCACCAGCGGUCACACACAGGAGAAAAGCCCUACCAGUGCCCAGACUGCCCCAAAAGAUUCAUUGCCAGCUCUGCCUUGACACAACACCGGCGAAUACAUACCGGAGAGACACCCUACCUGUGUCCAGACUGCGGGCGCCGUUUUAGCCAGAAAUCAGUGCUUACGACUCACCGGAGACUUCACACAGGUGAAAGGCCCUACAAAUGCCAGGAGUGUGGGAAAGGGUUUAGCCAGAGUUCAGCCCUGACCCAGCAUCUCCGGACUCACACUGGGGAGUCUCCAUACAGCUGUGGGGAGUGUGGGAAGAGCUUUAGUGGUAUGUCAGCCCUCAAGCGGCACCACCUCACCCAUACUGGCGAACGCCCCUUUCGUUGUGAUGAGUGUGGCAAGGGGUUCAAGCAAAGCUCCACUCUGGUCCAGCAUCAGAGGAUCCACACCCGUGAGAAGCCUUAUGCCUGUAUCCAGUGCAACAAGAGCUAUAGCCAACGGGCUGCUCUUGCUAAGCACUUGAGGACCCAUGCCAAGGACUCCUCACUUCCUAGUACAGACCCCGAGCUAGCAGAUACCAAAGUUUACAAAGAUCCUUUCAUCCGAUCCCGAGAGGUGAAGAAUGACACAGAGAAUGACACAGAGGAAGAGGGUGAUGAAGUACUGGUGCUUCCUCCAGGGACAUGGGAUGCUGAGGUCAAAGAGGAGCCCGAGGAUAAGUGGGAGAACAGUGUAUCAUCUGUGGAGAUGGGGCCAUUUAUACGGGCGAAAGAGGAGGAGUUGGAUGAGGCACGGUUGGAAGUACCAACAAUAUCUCUGAGGAUCAAAGAGGAACCAGAUGGCUGCCCCUCCUUGAGCUCUCCCGGUCUCUGCGGCUGGCUUCCGUCGCUGCUCCCGCUCUCGUUCUUGCUUCUCGGCGGCGUGAUGGAGGGGCAGCACAUAAUGGCUCAGGUGCACAUCCAGACGCCGGUCUCCUCCUCCUCCUCCUCGUCCUCUGUGGCAGGGGAAGAAUCCAGGAAGCUGCCCAAUCCGGUCCGAGUGGCAGCCCGGGAAAGGAUGGUGGGAGGCCGUUUGUUGGACAGUCAUAGCCUGGAUGGGAUCAGCCAGGUGUAUGGAGCCUCCAAGGCCCAGGAAGGCAGGAGGGCCACCAUAUCCAGCGCCCUGGAGCUGGAGGGGACCGUGAGCCACGAUGGGGACCUGACCCACUUUGUGGCCAACAAUCUGCAGAUGAAGAUCAAGAUGAGUUCCAGGGGCAGCCUGGAUGACACGGAGCCCACCUCCUCCUCCACGAUGUCUUCGCAGCUGUCUGUACGGGGCAAAGCCGCAGACAUCCCUCCGAUCGACCCAGAGGUGAUCCGGGAUCUGGAGAGGCUGACCAGGGAUGUGGCUCAGAGAGUGGACCAGAUGCUGAGAGUCUUGAACGGCUCCGUCCAGAACAUGACGGCCUUGAGCGUGGGCUACAUCCAGACUUACCGGGAUGCUGUGGACAGCUUGGGUGAAUCCGUGGACAUGAGCAUCAAAGGGAUGUACACCCUGAUGGCCAGGUGUGAGGAGCUGGACCGGUCCAUGCAGCCGGUCCAUACUCUUGCGAAACAGAUCCGGGAGAUCAAGCGGACACUAGAGAUCUUUGAGGCGCUUUGCAAGUAUGAAUUUAGUUUGCAGCAGAGAGAUAAAAUCUGUGAUAUGGCUGUUUCCACAGAGUUGUUCGAAGUGAAGGAUAAUAAUAAUGACGAAGGGGUGGGACCAUUAUGGAAAGAAGAUGUGGAGAUUCACAGAAGAGCUGAGAUGCAGGCAGAACACUCUCCAGAGAAGGAAAUCACUGCAGAAGGUCAUCCAGUAGAAAUCACUCAAUAUGAGGCCAGUAAUGGUGAAUCUGUAGUCAUUGUGGAGCAAGACGCUAUUGACAACCUUUCUGACAGUGACAAGAUACCCAAAGCCACCAUUUGUCCUGACUGUGGAAAAAGCUUUAGCAACAGUUCUCACCUGGUUCGGCACCGUCGUGUCCACACAGGCGAGAAGCCUUAUAAAUGCCCCCACUGUGACAAGAGCUACCGCCAGGACUCCCACCUGGUCCAGCAUAUGCGCUCCCACACGGGAGAGAAGCCGUACCGCUGUACUCACUGCGGCAAGGGCUUCUCGCAGAGUUCCAACCUCAUCAUCCACCAGCGGACACACACAGGUGAGCGCCCUUUCACCUGUCCUGAAUGUGGGCGGAGCUUCAGCCACAGCUCCGAUCUCAUCCAGCACAAGCGGAUCCACACGGGCGAGAAGCCCUACGUCUGCUCCAUCUGUGGGAAAUGCUUCUCGCAGAGCUCCAAGGUCACCCAGCACAAGCGCUUCCACUCCGGAGAACGGCCAUUUUCCUGCGGGGAAUGUACCAAGACGUUCCGCCUCCGGGCCGACCUGGUCCGCCACCUCCGCGCCCACACCGGCGAGCGGCCCUUCGGCUGCCCCGAGUGUGGGAAGCACUUUGCCGAGAGUUCCCACCUGAUCCGCCACCAGAGGAUCCACAUGAGCGAGCGGCCCUUCCGCUGCCCGGACUGCGGGAAGGGGUUCAACCAGAGCUCCAACCUCCAGCAGCACCAGCGAGUGCACAGAGGCCAGAAACCCUUCAAGUGCGACGAGUGCGGGAAAGGGUUUGGCGUAAGCUCGGCACUCUUGCAACACCAGCGCACGCACACGGGCGAGCGGCCCUACUGCUGCAGUCAGUGUGGGAAGAGCUUCAGCGUCAGCUCCACCUAUCACAUACACCAGCGCAUCCAUGCCGGCCAAAAACCCUACUCCUGCGCCGACUGCGGGAAAGGCUUUGUGCGCAGCUCUGCUCUCCUCCAGCACCAAGCCACCCACACCGGUGAAAAGCCCUUCCGUUGCCCUUACUGUGGGAGGGGCUUUGGCCAGAAGUCAGCACUUUCUCAGCACAGGCGGGCCCACGUGAGGAGAGGCGAGGCACUGGCUUUGGUGGAGGGGUGGGAAGCCGGAGGGAUGGAAGGUGUCGGGGAGCAGGGAGUGGAAGGAGGCGAGGAUGGCAUGUGGCAAGGCAACGGCAUAAGGCUCAUGGAGCGGGAGUGGCGGGAGGAAGAGAGCCCGAGGCAGGAAUGGGAGGACGAGGGGGAUGAGGCCGAGAGGCCCGAUUGGCACGAAGAUGCCGACGAAAGCGUAGAGAAGCGAUUGCUGGAUGGCGGCGGGGAGAGCGAGGGGCACGGUUGGGAGUGCACGGUGGGUCAGGCCAUGAGGGCACAGUGGCGGGGGGACGAGAGUGUGGAGCGGAGCUCGCAGGACGAUGGCACCAGCAGCAUGAGGCUGGAGUGUCAGGAGGACGAUGACGAGAAAGCAGAGGAGGGUCUGCAGGAGGAGGGUCCCGAGGGUGUGAGGCUGGAAUGUCAGGACGACGACGACGAUAGCAUGGAGGAGGGUUUGCGGGACGGGGGUGGUCAGAACUCCAGGCAAUUGUGUCGGGAGGAGAGCGCGGCGCGCGAGUGGCAGGGUGACGCAGGCCAGGGAACAAGGGAAGAGUGGGGUGCGUGCGCCGCAGAGGAGAACAGCAGGCGGCAGGCGGCAAGCGUGGAGCGAGAGUGGCAGGACAGUGGGGAGGAUGGCGAGAGACAUCGUUGGCAGGGAGAUGAAGAGGACAGCUUGGGAGGGGAGAGCUGGAGUCAGGGCUGCCCGGGUGAGGAGGAGGAGGAAGAGAUUGUGGAAUAA